CCGCCCCCUCCCCCACCCCCGUUCCUGGACCCGCCAGUGGGGUCUGGAUCCCACUGUGCCGUCGCCGCCUCUUUUUUCGACGCCUUCGCCGCCGCCUGUAGAGGCGACCUAGUCGGGAGUUCCGCCGCCGCUGCCAGAAUGGAUAGAAUGACAGAAGAUGCUCUUCGCCUGAAUCUUUUGAAGAGGAGUUUGGACCCGGCAGAUGAGCGAGAUGAUGUCCUGGCAAAACGCCUCAAAAUGGAGGGUCAUGAGGCCAUGGAACGUCUGAAAAUGUUGGCCCUGCUGAAAAGGAAAGAUUUGGCAAACCUUGAGGUGCCACAUGAGUUACCUACCAAGCAAGAUGGCAGUGGUGUCAAGGGUUAUGAAGAGAAACUCAAUGGGAAUCUCAGGCCUCAUGGAGACAACAGGACUGCUGGAAGACCAGGCAAAGAAAAUAUCAAUGAUGAGCCUGUUGAUAUGAGUGCUAGACGGAGUGAGCCAGACCGAGGAAGGCUAACACCUUCCCCAGAUAUAAUUGUUUUGUCUGAUAAUGAGGCUUCCAGUCCCCGGUCCAACUCCCGGAUGGAAGAAAGACUCAAAGCAGCAAAUCUAGAGAUGUUUAAGGGGAAAGGCAUUGAGGAACGGCAGCAGCUUAUCAAGCAACUGAGGGAUGAACUGCGAUUGGAAGAAGCUCGUCUGGUGCUGUUAAAGAAACUGAGACAGAGUCAGCUACAGAAAGAGAAUGUGGUCCAAAAGACUCCAGUUGUACAGAAUGCAGCAUCUAUUGUUCAGCCAUCUCCUGCACAUGUGGGACAGCAAGGCUUAUCUAAGCUUCCUUCCCGGCCUGGGGCUCAAGGGAUUGAACCUCAAAAUUUGAGAACAUUACAGGGUCACAGUGUCAUCCGUUCAGCAACCAACACUACCCUUCCACACAUGUUGAUGUCUCAACGUGUUAUUGCACCAAAUCCAGCCCAGCUUCAGAGUCAACGGGGGCCACCGAAGCCUGGCAUUGUACGCACCACAACACCUAACAUGAAUCCCGCCAUCAGUUACCAACCACAGUCAAGUUCUUCUGUUCCCUGUCAGCGCACAGCAUCUUCUGCCAUCUAUAUGAAUCUCGCCUCCCAUAUCCAGCCAGGGACUGUGAACAGAGUGUCCUCACCACUUCCUAGCCCCAGUGCCAUGAGCGAUGCUGCCAACUCACAAGCUGCAGCCAAACUGGCUCUUCGAAAACAGCUGGAAAAGACAUUGCUGGAGAUACCACCUCCAAAACCGCCUGCUCCCUUGCUUCACUUUCUGCCUAGUGCAGCCAAUAGCGAGUUCAUCUACAUGGUAGGCUUGGAAGAAGUCGUCCAGAGUGUCAUUGACAGCCAAGGCAAAAACUGUGCCUCACUUCUGAGGGUCGAACCCUUUGUAUGUGCCCAGUGCCGUACAGAUUUCACCCCUCACUGGAAGCAAGAAAAGAAUGGUAAGAUCCUCUGUGAGCAGUGUAUGACUUCAAACCAGAAAAAGGCUCUAAAAGCUGAACACACCAACCGACUGAAAAAUGCUUUUGUUAAAGCUCUACAGCAAGAACAGGAAAUUGAACAGCGAUUACAGCAGCAGGCAGCACUCUCCCCUACUACAGCUCCAGCUGUAUCCAGUGUCAGUAAACAGGAGACCAUCAUGAGACAUCAUACACUUCGGCAGGCUCCACAGCCCCAGAGCAGCCUCCAGCGUGGUAUACCCACAUCUGCCCGAUCCAUGCUUUCAAAUUUUGCACAGGCACCCCAGUUGUCUGUGCCAGGUGGCCUCCUUGGUAUGCCAGGUGUCAACAUUGCAUAUUUGAACACUGGCAUCGGAGGACAUAAAGCCCCCAGUUUGGCAGACCGGCAGCGUGAAUACCUUUUAGACAUGAUCCCUCCCCGGUCUAUAUCUCAGUCCAUCAGUGGACAGAAAUAACGCCUGUUCCACUUGUACUGCCCAUCCGUGAAUCCUUUACCCAUUUCUCCUAUUGCCCCCCAACUUCCGUCGCAUGCAGUGCCUGUACUGGUGCCUACCAUACACGGAAAGCAAAACCGAAAAAACAGAAGACAAAAAUAGACAUCAACAAGAAAACACACAUCCCGCCCUGCCACCUCCCCUUUAUUUCACACUGCUGCGAUCUCUCCUCCUGCUGCUCUGUCUUCUCUCUGCGAUUUCCUUUAAUGGUGAGGUGGAUCUUUACCUCUGAUAGAGGUCUGAAUGAGGUCCUGGGGAGAGUCUAAGCCCGUUGAUGUGUGUUUCUAAGGUUUGUUUAUGCUAUAAUUAUUAUUAUCAUUUUUAAUUAUAUUGUGUGUCUUCCCUUUGUUCUGUGGACGGUUAACACCCCCAUCUUCUGUUUUCUUUCCUUCCCUACCUCCAUUCUGCUAAUGCUCCCUCUUAAGAAAAAUACAGAUGAUAUACAGUUCAGUGAUCACAUGCAGAGUGCAGUGGAUCCUCGGCUGCCCAGUAGGACAUAACUGAGUGUUAGGGACACUUAACCUGGGACUGGCAUCCCAGCUGUGUUGGUCAGGAUCUGGACAGUUUGAGAGGCUCUUUAAGAAUAAGGAAAAGAACUUGAAGGGAGAAGCUUAAAACAAAAACUACCUGUAGGGAUUGGGGGAAGAGCUGUGACAUAAAUUUAAUAGUGUCCCAAAGAGGACUGCGACCAGACCCUGGCCUUUCGUUGCUGAGGGAAUAAGAUGAUCUUCUGACCCCAGUGAGGAUACAGAAGUCUGUUCCAGGCCAACCAUCCCAAGAUAAUUCAUUUUAUUUUCUUUGUAAAAAUUGUCUCCCAUCACAUCUUCAUUUCCUCUUAACAAAUGUUAAUCUUCCUUCUAACUGUAGUCCCAGGAGUGACUGCUUCCAGCUGCAGGUGGCUGGCUGUCCUAGAAGUUGGAAUAGGUGUAAGUGAAUCACGUGACAGAAGGAGAGGUUUCUCCCAGCAGUCAAAAUCCUUGCAUUUUUCUAUCCCUUUGCCUUCUUGAAUGCUGAGAGAUAUGGGUGUAGCCCCUAAUCAGGUUGGUGUCCUAUUCCACUUUUGCUAUGCUGACUAUAGAUCCAACUCCUCCGAGCCAAGCAACUUUUGUCAAACCAGCUUUGGACCUCAACUAUACAAGUAUUGUCUUCCCCAAGCUCCUUUCCCCAAAAUUUUAAUAAUUUUGCUGUUUUUUUUAUUAUUAUUUUUUCUUAGGCGCUACUAAUGUAGAUAAUGAAUUGAAUUGUGCAAUGUUGCUGUUCUGGGGUUAGGGAGGUUAGCAUCCUGUUUGCCCACACUGUGGCAAGGAGGUGGGGACCAAGCUGUUGUGAGGUAAGGGAAGCCUGAAAAUGAAGGGUUUCUGUUUUCCUCAGAGUGUGUGUGCACCUGCCUCUGCAGCUCUAGAUGCCGUCAGAGUGGACUGGGGACACUCUGAGCAGAUGGAUGAGGAGUUGUCUGAUAUUUUGCCCUUGAUAGCCACCUGAGGAAAUCCCCUCAUUUUUAUUUUUAAAAACUAAAUAAUUUUUUUAAAGUAAGAAGGCACUUUUAAAAUUAUUCACACACAAACUGCACACCUUUCCCAUAAAAUUUGGGGGUAGGGUGGAAAAGGAAGCUGAAAUCAAGCUCAGUUCCCCUACUCUGGUCUCUUUUCACAAUACUCCAGUGCCACUGUGGGUGAUUAUACUGGCCCUACGGGCCUUCCUGGCUUUUCCUUUCCUUCAAAUUCAUUGAGCACUUAAUGAAGGAGCAGAGAUACGGCUGUGUCGGCUCCCCAGUGGGGAAGUGACCUGGAAGCUGGAUGCUAGUAACAAGUAGUUUGAGCAGGUCAUUUCAAGUAUUUUUCUGGGGAAUGUGGUGCCCCUGACUGUAAGUGGUGGGGAGGGAGGGGGGCUAAUGGAGCUGGGUCUGGGAUUAUUUUAAAAUUAUAUACAUAUAUAUAUAUAUAAAGAUAUAUUCUUACAUCUUUUCUUUGCCCUCUGUGCUUUGAAAGCACUGGAUAAAUUGACUUUGUUUUUCUCUUCCACAAAAUGGGAAGGUUUUUUUUUCUCCACUUUUUAAAUGUUUUUCUUACCAGUCAUCUUGCCUUGUGGCAUGUCUGUCUAACCUCUCCCUACCCCGUGAUGAAGUGCCAUUUCUGUUAAGUCUCCCUGACCCCCAGCUCAGAGGUGCUCAUAGGUACAAGGUGCCCAAGUUUGUCAGUUGAGAUUAAAAGGAACAGAGAAUGUGCAAUACUGUCCAGCUGGGGCCUGUCCCUGCCCUGAGCUAGGCUCUCCCUGAGAGCCAGGCCACUUUGAAUAGGGUUUGGAAAUAAAAUUAUAGAAAUGGGGAAUGGUGGGGAAGGAAAGCCCUUAUAAUACAGUGCCUAUUUAGGUGCUGAGGCCAUAGGGGAGAGGGUAGAAUCUUCCCUGUUUUUAUCCCUUCAGGGUCAAUUACAUAGAAGCUGCUUAUUAACUAGUAUAGCUCUGCGGCCCUUUGCUCAGUUGCUGAGGUUUGAUUUCUCCUCUUUCUCCCCAUCUUCAUGUCCUUCCCAGGAACUAGUAAGAGGGGUGAGAUCUUUCUUAAUCAUGGUAAAGUGUUAGCCUUCCGUCUCCUCCCUUAAUCCUUCCCUCCUCCCCUUUCUUAAGCUUCUACGUUUCACAGAGUUGAUUGCCUUGUGUCCUUCCAAGCCUUUUUUUUUUUUAAACUCUCACCCUCAGGCCAUGGGCCUUUAGAUACUAACCCUCAUGCCCCUGAGUUCAGCUGUCCUUUACCAUUGGACUUUGGCUCUCUCAGGUAUCAGCAGAGUGAGGACCCAACCAGCACACUCUGGCUUCCCUAGACCCUGAGGCACUAAAAGCCAUCCUCAGCACCGCGUCUGACUCUGUAGAAACCUGAAAAGGGUGGAUUAGUGGUGAGGCUGGGGUAAAAUUAGGAGACAGGUCCUUAUUUGUCAGUUUGUCACUGACCAUAGCAUCUGAACUCCCCCAUCGCUGAAUAAGUAUUUUUCCUGCAUUUUGGGAUAUAUGUAUGGUAGACAUUUCUUUUUAAAGACACCAAGAUAAAUGUUUUCCUGCCUUGGUUACCUUUCCUUGCCCCUUUAAAAGGAAUUAGCUAUAGAACUGCUUUGUAAAGAUGCUUCUUGAUAUUUUACUUUUGUUCCUUUCCCUAAGCCAUUUCCAUUCUUCCCUUUUUUCUAGAAGACAUAACCCUUCUCUCCGCAGCCCCUUCCCCGACUCAUCCUAGGUUCCCUUCCUUUUCAUCAAGAUCUUCAUUAGCUUAUGAUAUUUGCUGCCGAGAUGUUAUAACAAGGACUCAUUCGUGUAUAUAAGCUAUUUCUUGAUCCAUUUAAAAGGAAUUGUACAUUGUGUAGAAAAAAAAACUGAAAAAGAAAAAAAAAGCCCUAGCCAUGGAUAUUGUGAAACUGUGUUAUGUCAUUUUGUAAUGUGCCCGUUUGUGUAUGAUCCGUGCAAAAGGGUUUCUGGGGAAGGGGAGGGUGUAGGGAGACAGGGCUGAGGAGGGUGGGGAGAGGAGUGGGCCGGGCCCAGCACACUGAGACUGGCAGCUGCUCCAACCCCAUCCCUCCUUAAAAGAUGCCACCUCCCCCACCACCCACCCCUAAUUUGUGCCUUGCCCUCCCCACCCUGGAGUAAUCCCUCCAGGUCACCAGCACUGCCUUGGCAGAGCCCACUCCCUACCCUAACCUGCCCACUCUUCCUACCCCCAGCAUUAGGUUGAUACUGUGGGGAAGUGCUGGAGGUUGGGAGGUAGCCGAGGAAUGGGGCAGUUCCUGGGGGCAUCGAAACCAAGUAUUAUUAUGAAUUGUAAUUGUAUUUGCACUGUUUUCCCCCCUCUGAUUGCAUCAGCAUAUAUACAAUAUACCUAUAUAACAAAAUCCAGUGUCAAAGCUUUCUUAUGCAAGGGAUUUCCCCCAACCUUCAGAAAAAGAACCUCAUGGACCUCUGAAAGGGUGGAUUGUCAGGAGAUAGUAGGAAGGAAGGGUUUUAGGCAUCCUAAGAAAGUUACCUACACCAUUCCAGGCUGUGUGCAUUGAGGUGAGGCUUGCUCCUGUGAAUUACAGGGCUCCAGGGCCAGGAUUGUAGAAAAUGAGAAUCCAAGACACAUGGAGGCACGGUGUGGAUGCCUGGGACCUAUAGACUUGCUGUGUGAUCUUUAGUGGAGCUCAGUGCCUUCAGCCUGUGAAGUGAGGGAGGAAACCACUGGCCUCCACACUUAAGAUCCCACAGUUCUUUUCCCACCU
Messenger RNA from Myodes glareolus (Bank vole), 6194 nucleotides. It is a transcript of the gene Gatad2b, whose product is annotated as GATA zinc finger domain containing 2B. Gene Ontology annotation, molecular function: zinc ion binding; sequence-specific DNA binding. Gene Ontology annotation, biological process: negative regulation of transcription by RNA polymerase II. Gene Ontology annotation, cellular component: NuRD complex. The record is from RefSeq and is a predicted model, not a curated record. Lineage: Eukaryota; Metazoa; Chordata; Mammalia; Rodentia; Cricetidae.